Molecule: messenger RNA, 816 nt
Organism: Phytomonas sp. Hart1
Lineage: Eukaryota; Euglenozoa; Kinetoplastea; Trypanosomatida; Trypanosomatidae
Source: the annotation of a GenBank genome assembly
AUGAACUCCAUGACUAUUGGAUUUAUUGGGUGUGGAAACCUGGGAGAAAGUAUAUUGUCUGGCAUUUUGAAUAUCAAGUUUGCAACUCCUGAUAGAAUUUUCAUUUGCAACAGGACUGAGGCUAGUAAUAAUAAUAUUUGCAAAAAAUAUCAGGUUAGAUAUGCAAAUGCUGUUGAUCUUAUAAAAACAUGUGAUAUUAUCUUGAUAGGCGUUAAACCAAACGACGUAGGUGGUAUUCUUAAAGUUAUUUCUAAAGAGGUUACUAAAGACAAGAUAAUUGUUUCUUUGGCUGCGGGGAUAAAAAUCGAAUUUAUCGAAAAUCGAUUACCACUUUUUUCCAAGGUUAUACGAGCAAUGCCAAAUGUUUCCUCAUCUGUUUGUUGCGGCUCAACGUGUGUUGUACCUAAUAAAGUAGCCACAGACAAUGAUACAUCAUUAGUUGUCCAGCUUUUUAAUUCAGUGGGUAAAACUAUAGUACUGCCUGAGUCAUAUAUUCAUUCAUUCAUUGCACUUUGUGGCUCAUCGCCAGCAUUCGUUUUCAUGUUUAUUGAAGCACUUAGUGAUGGAGCUGUUCGAUUGGGAUUUCCACGCCAAUCAUCGUAUGAAAUGGCGUGUCAAACCCUAAUGGGUGCGGCAAAAAUGCUACAGGAAAGUGGUAAGGUUCCAGCUCAACUUAAGGAUAAAGUAUGUUCCCCUGGAGGAACUACUAUUGAAGGUUUGAGUACCCUUGAGAGAGGUGCCUUUAGAUCUUUGGUUAUUGAAGCGAUGAAUGAUUGUGCAGCUAAAUCGAAAAUGAUGGAAGAUCAGAAUAUAUAA